UUUCUCCAGAGUUUUCUCCGUCAUACCCGGCGGCGCGUUGUCCCCUCCACUUUUCCUGUCCUCGAUCUGCUCGUCUCUGUGUCUCUCUCCUGCGUUGCGUGUACUUGCGUAAGUAAGAGAGGAACCCAUCUCUCUCCUGUUCCGGUCUCUCUCUCCUGCGUUGCUUGCGUUAGGUAAGAAAGGAAUCUCAUGGAGUGGUAAGACUGCAUCUCUCUCUCUCUGUUGGGAAAACAGAGAGUACGGAGGGCGCCGGUGAAGGUUACCUCAGGACAGCCCAGUCCUACCAGUCUGCGGUGUUGUGGGUGCGAUGCAUCCCAACCAAUACGAGGGCACUGGAUCUGUACUCAUGCGCUACGCCCUCUUAGCGUGUCAACGAACGGUGGUAGGAUAGAUUAGAUGUGUCAGAUGUCUGUUAAAUUGUGAGAUGCUACCGAUUUGUUUUUUUUGGUAAAGAAACAUCAAUUAUUGUAGGAUAGAAAAAGAAAGGAUAAGUCGUUCAUGAUUUUUGGAUGCUCCUGGCCUGUCAAGGAACGGCUGUAGGAUAAAUUAUAUGUCUGUCAAAUUGUCAGAUGCUACCGAUUUGUCUUUUUGGGCCAAUAUAAAACAUCAAUUGUUUUUUUGAACCUUUUGGACACAAAUAGAAAGGAUAAGUCGUUCUUGAUUUUUUUGGACGUGGAGACGAUUUGGGCUUUAUAUUUGUAUCUUUCUUUUACUCCGGGAAAUUAUAUUGAAGCACAGAUCUGGUUGAAGAUUACGAAGCGCUUUGAAUUUGAAUAAGACCACGUUCCUUUUUCAUAAAAUGGGUGGUUUGGUUGUUGAUCCAUUAAUCAAAUAAAUUAGGUCGUAAGAUUGAAUCAAGAAUUUCAUUAUGCGAUCUAAUAGGUCAUGGUAUCGAGUGGUUGGAUCAUAGUCUCUUACCAUAAAAAUUGCUGCAUGUGCAGCAGCACCGACUAUCAGAAAUCCGCCAAUCCACAUGUGGUGCGUGAACAAAGGAAAGUUGUGUACCAUAGUCAGUAGCUAGGUAUGGAUAGGGGGGGCAAGUGAUUUUGAAAGGUGGGAUUUGCAGAAGCUUAACUCUAAAUUGGUACCAUUGUCAGUAGCUAGGUAUGGAUAGGGGGGCAAGUGAUUUUGAAAGGUGGGAUUUGCCCAAGCUUAACUCUAAAUUGUAAGUUCUUUCUUUCAACUGAUUUUGAAGGGUGGGAUUUGCCAAAGCUAAACUCUAAAUUGCAUUAGUGCCUUGCUACUCUAAUGUCAUGAAUUUCUGGACGAUUGGGAUUAGUACUCGGCUUGUUUUUCUUAACUUUGACUGUCAAUAGUUUUACAGAACAAGAUUGUAUUACCAUCAGAUUCAUCAUGAAAAGCAGUUUCAUAAUAUAUAUUUUGUCUACUUCAUAUUGUAUAUGUCAUAAAAGGUCGGUAGUGAAUGGUGGUUACGAUGUUGUUUAACCAGUAACUUUGUUAUGACUCUUUGAUCAAUAGUAUUUUAUUUGGAUGUACAUGACAUUCAAGGUGCGACAAGUGAAAUCUGGUGAACAUUCAUGUGAUACUUGCAAAGCUUCAAUUGGACGAUUUUCCGUUACAACCAGAUGAGUAUACAACUUUUACAUGUUUUUUAUUUAAAGUCGUUUAUUCCAUCCUUCUUGUGGAAUUUUAAUCUAGAAGUUACACUCAUGUGUCAGCUCUUAAUUCGUCAAUGGGUCAUUAAUAAUAAGCUUUACUUCAUGUCAACUUUGGUGGUGUUAUCUAUAUUUUGGACUUAGAUUCUUUGUCGUAGAACAUCGAUAAAGAACAAAAAAAAUCUGACUAUUGGAUUUGAACGAUGAAUCUCGCGUUACAAAUUCGAUUCUCUAAUCUCUAAGCUAAGUGGGCUUACAUAGCAGAAAUAGCGUAACAAAUAGAAAUAGGUAAUAGUAUAGAAAUCCGUAAAUUUUGAGAUCUUAGUUAUUAACCUUGCUAGUAACUACUCCCUCCGUCCCAUAUUAAGUGACGAAAUAUUACAUGUAUCUAGACGCGUUUUGGGUAUAGAUGCAUCCAUAUUUGGACAAAUUUGAGUCACUUAAUAUGGGACGGAUGGAGUAAUUCUCAAUUUGAAGUUCUAAUUAAAAUAAAUACUAGGAGACUCUUUGAUUCAAAGUACCAGGGGCCUCUUGAUUCACGGGAUUUAAAAAAUAUAGGAAUUGGAGAAACGUAGGACUAUUUGGAGCAACGUAGGAUUUGAAUGUCAGGGCAUGUUUAAUCCUAUAGAAAUUCAAAAUAUUGGAAUGUAUAUUAAAAGUUGUUUGAUUGCACCACGAGAAAAAUGCAGAAUUUACUUAAAAAAAUUAUGUGCUACUCAUAGUUGUCAUAGAGACACAUUUUCCAUUAGGUUGGACCUCAUGGAAAUUUUCCUUUGGAAUAGCAUGCAAACUAGUCCAUAGAAAAUAUUCCUAUGGUUCCAAAUCAUGCAAAUCAAACGAGCUAUAAUUUUUUUUCCUUAAAAUAGAAUUAACUAAAUUAUCUAUAAAAUUGUUUGAAUCAAAGAGGCCCAACUGCGUGAUUGGGACGUAUUCGCGUGUCUCAAUCGGGGUUUUAUUCCCUUAGUUGCUUCGGCUUCUCUCACGCCUAUUCUUUAGUGGUAGUGCAACGUGCCCGUUGCCAACAGAGUCUGUGUUAGCUCUGGGAAUCUAGUGUGCGCGUAAUGUAUGGUUUGUAGUUCUAACUUGCGUAUCGGUAUCCACCACAACUAUCCGUAUUUGUUUUCACAUUUGAUGGACAUCCGGAAUUUUUUUCGGCCACAAUUAUCCGUUUGUUAGUGCGUGAGUUCAAAUAUACACUUAUACUGUAAAUCUGUAAUCGAGAGCCUUCAAACAAAUAAAAAUAAAAAUAAAAAUCGAAGAGGCCCUAGGCCAUUUUUUUCCCCUAAAAUCAAAUGAAUUUGCAUACCAGCAAACACGUAACUGUACCUGCCUCUAAGAAGUACACGGCGCCCCUCUCUCCCUAGUCCCAACCCUACUAGUCCUGCCUAAGUACCCGGCGGCGUCCCUCUCGGCCUCUCCCUAUUCCCCACCCUACUAGCCCGCGGAGAGUGGUGAGCCCCUAACCUAUGGCGCCGGCGCGAGGUUUCAUGAGAGGCUUCGGGAGGAGGAAGAUAGCUUGGGCAUGGCUAUCCAGUCAACAAAGGCGUCUGGACGGGGAGCAGACGGCCGGUUCCAACGCCCCUACCCAGUCAGUUUCUUCCUCUGGAGUGCUUCAAGCACCUUUUGGUACAUUGGCAAGGCUGAAAUCAAGGAUUGGGGUGCAAAAUAUAUCAAUUGCAGGUGCUCCUUCACAGGUCCAGCAGAUGAAAGAAAAAAUUUACACCAUGGCCACGAAUGCUGGCGAUGAGAGUGAGCUGAACUUUGCUCAUCCUGACAUGAAGCUUAACCUUGGUGAUUCCAAGGGCUUGCUUCAGAGAAUAGCAGCUGAAAUCAAUGAUCUGAAGAAAGAGUUGCACGAAUUUGAGGCCAGAUACAAUAAGCAUGUCAGACCAUUGCUUGUUUCGGCAUGUUUGACUGCCCCAUGUGGGAUUAAUGACCCAUGGAUGGUGUUCUUACAUCGCCAAACAUUUGAAAUAGCUAACCAGAAUCCAAGCUAUUUGAGCAGCUUUGAUAUUAUGCAAUAUGAGUAUGUUUGCAAAGAUAGUGAGUGGGAGAGGUUCGUUAAGCAUUUGAUUGACAGGAGGGUUUAUCCCAUAGAUGAUAUGGGAGCAACCUUUUCCACCAUCGAGACACUCAUGUACGAUCAUGGGUUGAAACAACCUGAUGAUGGGACAGACGAUACAUUCUUUAAAGGUGAAUGCGACGCGUCGUAUGAUCCCAAAACCCACAUAGCAAACCUAUCUUAUAUAAUAUGGAAGGACAACAUGAUAUUCGCUGCAGGAGUUUAUCCAGAUAUCAAAUGCUCUUCUCCUACUGAAGCGGAGAUAUAUGCAGCACUAGCUCUUUUGUAUCAGGCAGAAAAACUCCAAUGCCGUAAAUUGCUAGUUUGUUCAGAUUCUCGAACUGUGACUGGAAUCCUCACUGGGGAGAGACCCAUUGACAUGAAGCAUGAGCACUGUCAUUUGUAUCUUAAAUUGAGACUUAUGAGGAGGCGAUUCGACCGCUUGGUUGUCUCGUGGAAGGCAAGGGAGCUGAUGGUUUUUGCUGAUCAGCUAGCAAAGGAAGAAAAGUCAGUGAAGUUACCACACAGGGAUUCCUCUAAUGCCAUGAAAUUAGCUUGGUCAAAAUGGGGUGGCCACUUGAAAGGUCUUCCUAUCUACAGAAUUGAACGCUCGAGCAGUACAACAAAGGCUAUAAAGAAAUUUGGUAAAGUGGUGCUCAAUGAUGCGUUUGGUGUGGAUGGAAAAUCUAUUCACUGUGUUCAUGUUGAGGAGGAUUGUAAGCUUCAAUGUUUCUGGACUCUUAUUCAUUCCCUGAAGCCUUCUGAAGUGAAGGUGAUAUUGAAGAAUACCGGUGAUAAGUUUGUCUCACUGAAAACUCAAUUGUCAGCUGUUAUUGGCGAAGAUGAUGAAGAGGAGUUUGCACGUAUAACUAGCACAUCAGAUGUUGUUUUGAGUAUUCCGACUCACAAGCUUUUCAACAGCUCUGUCCAGUCAAAGCUUUUGGUUGUUGUUUUGGAUCAUGCAGUGCCGAAACAUGUGUAUUACCAGAAGGGUGCCUUUCAUGUGGUCUUCAUCUCUUCUACCGAUCAAAACCCUGAGGAUAUACCAGAACUUAAUGCGCUCGGAUUCGUCUAUUUUCAUGGAGUCAGGUUCCCACUGAACCGUGAUGAGGAAGAAGGAAAGAAGCAGGGAUAAAAUAUAAACUGAUGAUCUGGAAGAAAAGGAUUCAGACCUUCAGACAUUUACACCUUCUGUUUUCCCUUGCAAUCUCUAUCUUUCUUCUUUCUUGUGCAAUCUCUUAGCACGGUCUUUCUACGUGUACAGUAGUACUAAUCUGGGACAAGAUGUUCCGAAACCUGAAUGAUCUGUUGCAUCUGAAAGUUAAAGUUAUUUGGUGCCUGUGAGAAAGGUUUUGAUAGAAGAUGCUGUAAUAUAAUCGUCUAUGCCAUGCAUUGUGCUGAUUCAACAGCUUUUUAUGUUGCUUAAGCAUGCUACUUCUGCUGCAAGAUCAUUCAUAUAUAAAGAAACACCAAUGUUGUGUAUUUGAUCAA
Messenger RNA from Brachypodium distachyon (stiff brome), 5169 nucleotides. RefSeq lists its product as uncharacterized. The transcript has 7 exons. NCBI's taxonomy places the organism in Eukaryota, Viridiplantae, Streptophyta, Magnoliopsida, Poales, Poaceae. Bases 3083 to 4813 code for a protein of 576 amino acids. Gene Ontology annotation, molecular function: RNA-DNA hybrid ribonuclease activity; nucleic acid binding. The record is from RefSeq and is a predicted model, not a curated record.